This is a messenger RNA of Megalops cyprinoides (Indo-Pacific tarpon), 2867 nucleotides long. RefSeq names its product ATP-dependent 6-phosphofructokinase, muscle type-like. Gene Ontology annotation, molecular function: ATP binding; identical protein binding; fructose-6-phosphate binding. The transcript has 22 exons. Gene Ontology annotation, cellular component: cytoplasm; membrane; 6-phosphofructokinase complex. Lineage: Eukaryota; Metazoa; Chordata; Actinopteri; Elopiformes; Megalopidae. Gene Ontology annotation, biological process: fructose 6-phosphate metabolic process; canonical glycolysis; fructose 1,6-bisphosphate metabolic process. The coding region runs from base 175 to 2508 and encodes 777 amino acids. The record is from RefSeq and is a predicted model, not a curated record.
CUAUAAACUGAUAUCCUGGACUGACUCUUCCUUGAGAAGCAGGGAGAGUGAGGCAGGAGCUGCACCAGAGAGCUUCCAGGAUAAGGCUUACCCACUGCAACCUUCUGUUCUCUUUCUCCUUUCCCUUUCCUUUCCUUCCUUUCUGCUUCAGGUCCUCCACGCUCCUCUGCCGCUAUGAUGCAGCAGCCGCAAGCCGCUCCGGUUGACCCCACAAAAAUGGGUGUCGGCCGGUCUAUCGCUGUGCUGACAUCUGGGGGUGAUGCCCAGGGUAUGAACGCUGCAGUGAGGGCAACAGUCAGAGUUGGCCUCUACACCGGAGCCAAAGUCUACUUCGUUCAUGAGGGCUACCAGGGCCUGGUGGAUGGAGGAGACAAUAUUCGCCUAGCAACCUGGGAGAGCGUGUCCAUGAUGCUGCAGUUGGGGGGAACCGUCAUUGGCAGUGCCCGCUGCCAGGACUUCCGCACAAAGGAGGGGCGUAACAAGGCAGCCUUAAACCUGGUCAAGCUUGGCAUCACUAACCUUUGCGUGAUUGGAGGUGAUGGCAGUUUGACUGGAGCCAAUGAGUUCCGCUCAGAGUGGAGCGAGCAGUUGGCUGCCCUGGUCAAAGCUGGUAAGAUCACCGCAGAAGAAGUGAAGCGUUCCUCUCACCUGAACAUAGUGGGCAUGGUGGGAUCCAUCGACAACGACUUCUGUGGCACCGAUAUGACCAUCGGUACAGACUCCGCCCUACACCGUAUUAUGGAGGUGGUGGACGCCAUCACCACUACAGCACAGAGUCACCAGAGGACCUUCAUCCUGGAGGUGAUGGGCCGACACUGUGGGUACCUGGCCCUGGUGACAGCUCUGGCCUCAGGAGCUGACUGGGUGUUCAUCCCAGAGAUGCCUCCUGAUGACGGAUGGGAGGAUCACCUGUGCAGGAGACUGAAGGAGACCAGGGGCAGGGGAUCUCGUCUGAAUGUCAUCAUCGUGGCUGAGGGGGCCUUGGACAGGCAUGGAAAGCCCAUCACCUGUGACCAGAUUAAGAAUCUAGUGUCAAAGAGGCUCGGCUAUGACACUCGAGCCACUGUCCUUGGGCAUGUGCAGAGAGGUGGCACCCCCUCAGCCUUCGACAGAAUCCUGGGCAGCAGGAUGGGUGUGGAGGCUGUCAUGGCUCUGUUGGAGGCCACCCCAGAGACACCAGCUUGUGUGGUCAGUCUGUCCGGAAAUAUGGCAGUCAGGUUGCCUCUGAUGGAGUGUGUGCAAGUGACUAAAGAUGUCACUAAAGCCAUGGCUGAGGGGAGAUUUGAUGAUGCCAUCAAACUCAGGGGAAGGAGCUUUGAGAAUAACUGGAACACCUACAAGCUUCUAGCUCAUGUGCACCUCCCUGAUGUCAAGAGUAACAUCAAUAUCGCCAUUUUAAACGUUGGGGCGCCCUGUUCUGGCAUGAACGCCGCUGUGCGCUCAGCCGUGAGAAUCGGCAUCCUCCAGGGCCACCACAUGCUGGCAGUGCACGAUGGGUUCGAGGGACUGGCCUGUGGUCUGGUUGAGCCCAUUGACUGGGCCGGGGUAGGAGGCUGGACAGGGAAGGGCGGCUCCAUAUUGGGAACCAAGAGAACGCUGCCUGGAAACAUGGUGGAGGACAUCAGCCUGACCAUCGCAAAAUUCAACAUCCACGCCCUGGUCAUUAUUGGAGGUUUUGAGGCAUUUUCUGGUGGGCUGGAGCUAGUGAAAGCCAGGGAGAAGUAUGAGGAGCUGUGUAUCCCCCUAGUGGUUAUUCCUGCCACUGUUUCCAACAAUGUGCCUGGAUCAGACUUCAGCAUCGGAGCUGACACAGCUCUCAACACCAUCACCACAACUUGCGACAGGAUCAAGCAGUCGGCAGCUGGAACCAAGCGUCGCGUGUUCAUCAUUGAGACGAUGGGCGGGUACUGCGGUUACCUGGCAACCAUGGCGGGUCUUUCCUCAGGGGCUGAUGCUGCCUACAUCUUCGAGGACCCUUUCAACAUCCAUGACCUGGAGCUGAAUGUGCAGCAUCUGGUGGAGAAGAUGAAGACAACAGUGAAAAGAGGCUUGAUUCUCAGGAAUGAGAAAUCCAAUCCUAACUACACCACCGACUUCAUCUAUAACCUAUACUCUGAGGAAGGCAAGGGCAUCUUUGACUGCCGCAAGAAUGUGCUCGGACACAUGCAGCAGGGUGGAACCCCCACUCCUUUUGACAGGAAUUUUGGUACCAAAAUGGGAGCAAAGGCUAUUCUGUGGCUCACAGAGAAAAUGAAAGAGUGCUACAGACAUGGUCGUAUCUUUGCCAACACACCUGAUUCAGCAUGUGUGCUGGGUAUGAAAAAGAGAGCACUGGUGUUUCAGUCUUUCGCUGAGCUUAAGGAUCAGGUUGACUUUGAGCACCGCAUCCCCAAGGCCCAGUGGUGGAUGAGGCUGAGGCCAAUCCUGAAGAUCCUGGCCAAAUACAAAGUCCAUCUGGAUACAUCUGAGAAAGCUGCUAUGGAGCAUGUUAUUAAGAAAAGGGCAUAAACAGGAGAUAUGCUGGAUAUAUGGGAGAGCAUAAACUGAGCACUAGCACCACAAGUGUCUUUUCUGAUGAGCUGCUAACAUAAUGUGAUGGUUCCAUCCUAUCCCUUCCUUCUGAUGUCAGAUUUCAGCUUCACUAUCUCAGCUCUUCACUCCACUAGUUGGCAUCUGUUCUUUUACCCCAUUUUUUGACUUCCUGCUCUCUUGACUUGUUCUCUCCUGCUUCUCAGUCUCAUUCUCUUCACUGGUCUUUCCUUUCACUUAUAAUGAUUUCCUCUGUGUGCAAAGUGCCCCAGUGAUACUCCAUGGGGAUGUGAUGUCUUUCCAUUGUAUAAACACAUUAAAACAAUGUCUUACAAACA